Sarcophilus harrisii (Tasmanian devil) is the source of this 2745-nucleotide messenger RNA. It is a transcript of the gene DAO, whose product is annotated as D-amino acid oxidase. Gene Ontology annotation, molecular function: D-amino-acid oxidase activity; FAD binding. The record is from RefSeq and is a predicted model, not a curated record. NCBI's taxonomy places the organism in Eukaryota, Metazoa, Chordata, Mammalia, Dasyuromorphia, Dasyuridae.
CCUCUGCUUCCCUCCCAUCCCCCAAUCAAACCAGCCAGCCAGGGCACGGCUCAGGCACAGCCAGCCGUCCUUAUGAAACAGAGAGGUCAGGCCACCUCUCAGGACCUGGAUCAGGGAGAGAGGCAAGAGAUCCCCCAAGACCUGGCCCGACUCCAGUUUCAUUCCAAAGUCAGGCCAAAGGGCUCAGCUCCACCUUGUCCUCAACUCCUGCCCUGUUUCUGACUGGCUGUUUGGGCUGCUAAAGUCACUGGGAGACUUUGACCUCCCUCUGCAGCCUCGGGACGGGGUGAGAGAGUCUGCAGAAAGGAGGCUGGGACCCGGCGGCAGAGAGGAUCUGGGCUGUGGGAUUGCUCUCAUAACUUCUGUACCCAGGAGCCUAGGAGAGCAGCCUCCACGAUGCGUGUGGUUGUGAUUGGGGCAGGAGUGAUCGGACUUUCCACGGCCCUGUGCAUCCAUGAACAUUACCACCACACCCUACGGCCCCUGACCAUCGAGGUAUAUGCUGACCGCUUCACUCCACUCACAACCAGUGAUGGGGCUGCGGGCCUCUGGCAGCCCUACCUUUCAGAGAACCUACAGGAGAGGGCUUGGAACCAAAAGACCUUUGACUACCUACUGGGUUACAUCAGUUCUCCAGAAGCCAAGAAAAUGGGUCUGUUCCUCCUCUCGGGCUACAAUCUCUUCACUAAAGCUGUCCCAGAUCCCACCUGGAAGGACACAGUUCUGGGGUUUCGGAAACUGACAUCCCGAGAGCUCGAUCUGUUUCCUGGUUACAGCUAUGGGUGGUUCAAUACUGCAAUGAUCCUGGAGGGCAAGAGCUACCUGCCCUGGCUUACCCAGAGGUUAACUGAGCGGGGAGUCAAGUUCUUCCUGAGGAAAGUGCAGUCCUUUGAGGAGGUGGCAAGAGAAGGGGCAGAUGUCAUCAUCAAUUGCACCGGGGUGUGGGCUGGGAAUCUGCAAGCUGACCCUUUGCUGCAACCUGGACGGGGUCAGGUCCUCAAGGUAUUUGCCCCUUGGAUGAAGCACUUUAUUAUCACUCAUGAUUCAGAUGCUGGGAUCUACAAGACUCCCUAUAUCAUCCCAGGGAGCCAGACGGUCACCCUGGGGGGGAUCUUUCAGUUGGGCAACUGGAAUGAGAACAAUGAUCCCCAAGACCACAAUACCAUUUGGGAAAACUGCUGCCGCUUGGAGCCCACACUGCGGGAUGCAGAUAUCCUAAGUUCAUGGAGUGGUUUCCGGCCAGUGCGAUCUCAAGUCCGGCUGGAGAGAGAGAAACUGUCACGUGGGCCCUUCAAGGCAGAGCUCAUUCACAACUAUGGCAAGGAAAGGGACGGGCUAAUCCACUGGGGCGCCCGAAGGGUCUUUGGGCAAAUCCUGGAAGAACGGAAGCUGUCCGGGAUCCCUCCAUCCCACCUGUGAAGGGGCCCGGAUCUCAGCUCCCAAAGGGAGCUGUUCUACCCAAUUCUCCGCCAUUCCCACCCCCUCCUCCCCAUCCCCAGCCCUUUGUGCCAGGAAGCCUGCCUCGAGAAAAAACUGAGCAACCAAGAGGGUUCUCCCGCUCGCCAGAAUGUACAGCCCAAGAAGCCCAGGGUCACCGGGCCCCCACAUUGGGUACACUGGGAGGAGCUGUUCCAGCCCUGCAGAUCGGAUCGAAACAUGGUCAUCUCCCAAAAGGUUUCAUGUGAGAAGAGAGUGUGCAAAGACGAAAGAGCAGAGUUUGUUUGUUUGUGGGAUCACAGAUGGGAUCUCCCAGGCAAUCUCACCCAACCUCCCCCAUUUUAAAGAUGAGGAAACUGAGGCCCUCAGAGGUGAAGGUGAUUGCUCAGGGUCACACCAAAGGUGUUAGACAUGGGAUUGACACUCAGAAUCAUAGGAUCUCAGAGCUAUAAAUGACCCUAGAGGUCAUUGAGUCCAAUACUUCCAUUUUAUAGAUGGGCAGACUGAGAUCCUGAGAGGUGAAGGUGAUUGCUCAAGGUCAUAUCAAACAUGUUAGAUAUGGGGUUGACACUCAGAAUCAUAAGCUAGAAGUGACCUUAGAGAUCACUGAAUCCAGAGCUUCCAUUUUACAGAUGGGCAGACUGAGGUCCUGAGUCCAUAGAGAGAAACUGACUUACUGAAAGUCACAUAGCUAGUUCUAGAAUGUACAUAUCUUAGCUCCUGGCUUAGGGCACUUCUUAUUGGACCACAGCGGGCAGAGCUGGAACUGGGAGAGCAGAGAAGGGGAAAGGCCAGGGUCAAUAGCAGAGAAGGAUCAUCCUGCCCUCCAGAACCUAAGUCAGCCAGUUCAGCCCAGGGGCCGCAACAGUCCCACCUAACUCUCCCUUGGCCCAUAUUCCCAUCUCUUGGAAGCAUCGCUUCACAUGGAAAUUCUGUAGCAAGAAGAAAAAUGAACUCACUAAACGUCCUCCUUAUUUGAGAAUCAGGAAUUAAUGUCUCUGGCCCCAAACUCUGUCUGGGGGUGAUUCAUGGGAUCCGGAUAUUUAACCAAAAGAUAAACAGAAGAAAUGAUCCCUUUCCUGAAGCUAGAGGCACUGCCCAUUCUGGGGACUCGGGGCCAUCUUGCAGAGAAAGGGGAGCAUCUAAGGACAAGGGGCUCCCUGGGCAAGUAAUUCCCAGCCCUCCUGCUGCUAACAACUGGGACGUGAUUGGCUUCCUUCAUACAAUCAUAGAAAUGUCAAAGCUGGGAGGGCUCUUAGAACAGGGGAUGUCAGAGCUGGGAGAGCCCUUAGAACAGGGGAUGUCAGG